AGCUCCUUGGCGCUGCCCCCCCCUCCCGCCCCCCGGGCCGCGGGGCUGCUCUGAUUGGACGUGGCUGCGCCCGGCCGGCCAAUGGUGAGGCGGCGGCAGCUUCCCGGAAGUGGCGGCGCGGCCGGCGGCGGCUGGGGCUUCCGUUGCUCUCUAGGCAGGCGGCCAGUCAGCCCGGGUUGGCGGACGCAAUGAGCUGCUUCGAGGGGCAGAUGGUCGAGUAUCCAAGCAUCUCCAUAGACCGCUUCGACCGGGAGAACCUGAGGGCCCGCGCCUACUUCCUGUCCCACUGCCACAAAGAUCACAUGAAAGGAUUAAGAGCCCCUGCCUUGAAAAGAAGGUUGGAGUGCAGCUUGACGGUUUACUUAUACUGUUCGCCUGUUACUAAAGAGCUGUUGUUAACAAGCCCGAGGUACAGAUUUUGGGAGAAACGAAUUAUAUCCAUUGAAAUUGAAACUCCUACCCAGAUAUCUUUAGUCGAUGAGGCAUCAGGCGAGAAGGAAGAGAUUGUUGUGACUCUCUUACCAGCUGGUCAUUGCCCAGGAUCAGUUAUGUUUUUGUUUCAGGGCAACAAUGGGACUGUCUUGUACACGGGAGACUUCAGAUUGGCGAAAGGAGAAGCUGCCAGGGUGGAGCCCCUGCACUCCGGGGGCAGAGUGAAAGACAUCCAGAGUGUGUACUUAGACACGACUUUCUGCCAUCCGAAAUAUUACCAAAUUCCUAGUCGGGAGGAGUGUCUGCGUGGGAUCCUGGGGCUGGUUCGCAGCUGGAUCACGCGGAGCCCGUACCACGUGGUGUGGCUGAGCUGCAAGGCCGCCUACGGGUACGAGUAUCUCUUCACCAACCUCAGCGAGGAGUUCGGAGUCCAGGUUCACGUGGAUAAACUAGACAUGUUUCGAAACAUGCCUGACAUCCUUCAUCAUCUCACAACAGACCGUGACACUCAGAUCCAUGCGUGUCGGCAUCCAAAGGCAGAGGAAUAUUUUCAGUGGAAUAAGUUACCCUGUGGCAUUACCUCCAAAAAUAGAAUUCCACUCCACACAAUCAGCAUUAAGCCAUCCACGAUGUGGUUUGGAGAAAGAGCCAGAAAAACCAAUGUCAUUGUGAGGACUGGAGAGAGUUCGUACAGAGCCUGCUUUUCUUUUCACUCCUCCUACAGUGAGAUUAAAGAUUUCUUGAGCUACAUCUAUCCUGUGAAUGUAUAUCCAAAUGUCAUUCCGUUAGGCACAACUAUGGGUAAAGUUCAAGAAAUCUUAAAGCCUUUAUGCCGAUCUUCCCAAAGUACCGAGCCGAAGUAUAAACCACUUGGAAAAUUGAAGAGAGCAAGAACAAUCCACCUAGACUCAGAGGAUGAUGACAGUGACCUCUUUGAUGAUCCUCUGCCAGUACCUUUAAGGCACAAGAUUCCAAGCCAGCAAACUCUUCGCCCUGAGGUAUUGCCCACGACUGCGAUUUCACAAGACCAGCCUCAAAAACGGAGAGAAAGCACAGGGUGCUUCAGAGCAGAGAGUAUGCCAACAACUUUCCUUUGGGCAGACUUUAUAGAUUGUGAGGAAUCCAACAGUGAAAGUGAAGAAUCCGAAAUCCCAGCUUCAGCUCAAGGAGACACGGGCCCUGUCCCCCAGCUCCAGAAGAGGGCUGAUGGGGAAGUACCACAGUGGGAAGUGUUCUUUAAAAGAAGUGCUGACCUCACUGAUGACUGUCUGGAGAACCUCCCGUCCUCCACAGAGGCAGGGGGCUCUCAGUCUCCGAAGCUUUUCAGUGACUCCUCUGAUGGGGAAUCAACUCACAUCUCUUCCCAGACGUCUUCUCAGUCAACACACAUAUCAGAACAAGGAAGUCAAGGCUGGGACAGCCAGUCCGACACUGUUCUGCUAUCUUCCCAGGAGAGAAAUGCGGGUAUGGCCUCCUCGAGCAGACGUGUCUACAGGCCAGGAAUCAAAGACAACACUCUUGCCCCUCAGAUGGAACAAAAUGUACUUUGCCCAAAGGACACAUACUCUGAUUUGAAUAUCAGAGAUCAAGAUGUAAGUAUAGGUUCUAGUGCUGGAGAGACGGCUACUCUGAGCAGCGGGAAGCACACGCCUCAGGAGAAAAGGCCACUAAACCCGAGCAGCAGCGCAGAGUCACCAAGCUCCUCUGAUUUUGAAAUUCCCUCCACUCCAGAAGCCGAGCUACCUACACAAGAGCAUUUACAAUAUUUCUAUGAGAAGUUGGCAACAGGGGAGAGGAUAGUAGUUGAAAAAAGAAAAAGCUCACUUCAUUCUAGAGCAACCACUAAAAAACCUAUACCAAGAGAUAAUAGUCAAAAUCCUAAUAGAUAAACUAAAAUGGAAAACUUAAAAAUGUUCCUAUAACCUAAAAGGUGGCAGUAAAGGGGAAACGGAGGACCAAAAAAUAGAGGGAAAACACAGAAAACAAGAUAUGGGAGAACUAAAUCCAAACAUAUCAAUAAUUACAUCAAAACAGAGGAAAAACCAUAAACCAACUAACUAUAUACUGUCUAUAGGAAGCUGACUUCAAAAGACUUGGGUAGGUUUACCAGUGAAAGGAUGGAAACCUUUACCAUGUAAACAUUACUUAAAAGAAAGAUGGAGUGGCUAUGUUACUAAUGAUAAAACAUCCAGUUCACUGAGACAGAAUCCUAAAAGUACCAUACAACUACGGAAUAUACAAAGCAAAAACAACUGCAAGGAGAAAGACGAACUAAUGCACAAUUACAGCUGUAGCAGAAUUAGUCUACAGAGUAUCAGCAAGGAUACAGAAGAACUGAACAGCACCGCCACCCAACUGGAUUUAACUGACACAUCCAACAGCAGAAUACACGCUUUUCAAGUUUACACAGGACAACGCUCACCAAGACAGAACAUAUCCUGGGUUGUAAAAACACUUCAAGUUUAAAGAAUAAACUUGGUGACAGAAGAAAGUCAGCCCCUUACCUAUCUCAGGUGUUCCAUCACUUAAGAGUGUUGGUGUGAAUACAGUGGUAAAAUCAAAACCUAAAAGAAAAUACUUACUUAAAAGGCAUUCAGCUUCCUUAAAGUCCAUCGAUAGGUUAUGUUUUUGCAUAGUUAUGUAUGUGGAUUUAAUAAAGUUAUUAGCAAAUA
Messenger RNA from Balaenoptera ricei (Rice's whale), 3104 nucleotides. RefSeq names its product DNA cross-link repair 1C (gene DCLRE1C). The record is from RefSeq and is a predicted model, not a curated record. The coding region runs from base 189 to 2321 and encodes 710 amino acids. NCBI's taxonomy places the organism in Eukaryota, Metazoa, Chordata, Mammalia, Artiodactyla, Balaenopteridae. Gene Ontology annotation, biological process: double-strand break repair via nonhomologous end joining; protection from non-homologous end joining at telomere; interstrand cross-link repair. The transcript is spliced from 14 exons. Gene Ontology annotation, molecular function: 5'-3' DNA exonuclease activity; damaged DNA binding.